Messenger RNA from Lytechinus variegatus (green sea urchin), 2871 nucleotides. RefSeq lists its product as uncharacterized. The coding region runs from base 93 to 1982 and encodes 629 amino acids. The record is from RefSeq and is a predicted model, not a curated record. NCBI's taxonomy places the organism in Eukaryota, Metazoa, Echinodermata, Echinoidea, Temnopleuroida, Toxopneustidae. The transcript has 11 exons.
CGCGGCGCAAAGCGAGCUAUGCACUGAUACCCAGGAAGUUGACAUUCACUAGCAGAUCAGGGCCAGUAAAGAGAGGCACAAGUGCCUGAUUCAUGAUGGCAAAUCUUCUAAGAAUUUUGGAAAGUUUGGCAGCAAUAAUUUGUAUGUUAUGUGGCCUAUCUGAGCAGGACUCAGUAAUACACUCAGAAAGAUUUCUACCUACAUUUGAACCUGUCAUUCUGUCUGAAUCUGAUGAUCAGACGUCGUUGUCAUGUUUGAUAAAAAAUCCAGCCGAACCGUCUGGGUGUCAAGAAUGGAGAAAUAGGAAAUCUUUCCAAACCUCAGACGGGCGCCCCGUCGAAAUUUUUGAUGAUGUUUUGGAUUUUCGGUUGAUGACAACAUUGCAGGAUUAUUCAAACUUGGUUGCAGAAUGGGAGUUCAACAGCAGAGAUGGUCCUAGUCCUUGGUCGGCAUCUUUGGAUCCUGAACCAUUUAAGAACUCUGUCUUCAUCUCGGUCAUGAAGGGAUUAGUCUCAUCUACAAUGGGCAUUGAUAGAACGACUCUAAAGGUCUUCAGCAUCUCCAUUAAUGUACUUAGAAGAGGUGACCACAUUAAAUUGACCAGGGAUAAUACGGGUGAAGAAAAAGAGUAUUCCAUGGUGCUUUAUUUCAAUCACUACUGGCGCAAGAAUGAUUAUGGUGAACUCCUCUUUUACGAAGAUAACAACGAUACUUUCAUGGCUCUUAGUCCCAAGUAUAACAGAGCAGUGGUGUGGGAUAGCUCAAUUGGUUACAUAAUGAAACCUCCAAGCAUGGAUUUCAAGCAAGGCAUGAUGAGUCUCAAGAUGUCGUUCACAAUGAACUCCACAAAAGAGAGCGAAGCGAGGCAGCAUAGACAACUCCACUUUGAAGAAAAGGCGAAAGCUCGGGAAACGCUCUUCUCCGAGAUGAAAGGGUCGAAGGUUAAAUCUAUCGAAGACGUUGCAAAUUGUUUAACAAAGAAUUACACAACAUCCCAAGGUAAACGACUGUACAUUUUUGAUGGACUCUUUGAUACAGAUGACUUGAUGAAACUGAGAGAGUUUGUUCCAAAGCAUGGGAAUUUCUUCUACGAUGACAGUCUUGAUCUUGACAGUGAUAACGUCCAAUGGAUUGCAGGAUUUCCUAUUGAGAGCUAUGUCCAAGGCAAGAUGUGGACACCUACGCAGAGGGUGGCUGAAUUCGUCUCAGGUACCGACCAGUGGUAUCCCUACGAUGUCUCUUGCAACCUCCUGAGGACCUACGAUCACACCAGGAUCCACGAGGACUGUGAGAUCAGAGAGAAAGAGUGGACAUUUCUGGUGUACCUCACCGAUGACUGGAGUGAGGAUAAGUAUGGAGAAACAACCUUCUUGCACUUCAAUGGCCAUGGCUCCGAACCAGUGAUCAGUGUCCUACCUAGAUUUGGAAGGGUUGUAAUCUUUGAGGGUAUCAUUCCUCAUUCAGCUCGCCCACCUAGUCCUAUCUACAGAGAUUCAAGGUUGACGUUUGUUGCUAAGCUUUCUAUCAACGAGAGAGCUGCUAGGGUCAAAUCACUGAAGACGGAGUUUGCUCACGAAGAAGGUAACCACCAGAUGUGCCUUGAACACUUCAAGAGCUAUCAUGACAAGCAGUAUGAAGACCAUUUUAAAGAAAUGCUCCUUGAAAAUGCCAGGGAAUUGCGAGAAGUAAACCAUGCAUUGAACAAACGCUUCAGGCCUGAUGGUGACAGCAAUGAUGAUGAGGAGGAGGAGGAUCAUGGCCAUUAUGAGGAAGAUGACGAUGAUGAGCAAAUGGAAUAUGAUGAACAACCAGCGUUUGAUGAAGAAAGGCUGCCAGAAGUAAAAAGGAGGCGAGAUUAUGUCUACGGAUUGUUUGACCAGUCUCUUCACAUUGAAGAGCUGAGGACUCAUUACCGUCAAGUUUUAAUUGAUGCCCAAAUAGCAAAGCAGAAAUACGUGCAGCAAAUGGAAAAAUUGAUUUAAACUAAAGUACUUGUAUAAAUAUGAUUUUGUAACCUCACAUUUGUCAAAAAAAGACAGUGAUUACAUUUUUUUUAUAGAUAACUACUUUAAAGCUAAGUUCGAGCUCUGGUAUGAAAAUAAAAUUUCGAUACAAAAUGGUUGGAAGUUAUCCUAAAGUGUUUAUCAUUUGCCAGAAUGCUUAUUUAGAAUAACAAGCUUUAAUUGAAAUAAUUCAGGCUUGCUUGAAAUUAUAUUUUUUCAUUACCACAUGCUUUUCCUGGUGUAGCUAACACAAGGAACAACAUAUAGGACAAAGCUAUAAAUGGACUGACAUUUUUCACUAUUUUUUCUGAUUUUCAUUUGUUCAUUGCUCUGUGAUUAUAUUUUUUUCCAGAAUUUUUUUUUUGGCAGAUGUCAUCUAUUGAUGGUUUUAUUAUUUGGUGUAAGUUUUGUUCAAAUUUAUGAACAUUAACAUUAUUUUCACUUGUCACCAGUAACAGAGUUUAUCUACAAGAAAAAUAUUAAUAUUAAUCUAUUUUUCAAGACUUUUGCCAGUCUGCUGCUCUAAGUCUCUUUUUUCCUUUGGUCAACUUGUCAUGAGGAAAAGAUUUCUCUUUGAAACGUUAAUUUCCAGAUAAUUAACUUAGUUUUGUUUCUAUAUAUGGCAAGCCAGGCCAAAACCAGAGAGGGAAGAUUCUCUGUGAACAGCUAAAACAAAAAUUUCAGCUGCCAAGUUUUAUUUUAAAAUUUUUCAACCUAAAAGUUACAUAUUUGGCAAAAAAGAAGAAAACCCUAUUUCAUUAGCACGGCGGCGAGGCCACAUUCCUGUCUUGUCUACAACAGAAACUGAGGCGAAAAUAAAGUGGUCUUUUGGAAAAAAAAAAUUACUUCCCAAUGAUAAAAAUUAAGG